AUGUUCAAAUUCGCUGUUGUCUUUGCUGCCUGCUUGGCUGUUGCUGCUGCCGGUGUUGUUCAUCCCACUGCUUUUGCUGCUGCUCCAGUAGCUUAUGCUAAUGCUCCUUUGUAUGCCGCUGGUGGUAGUCAACAAAUUGAUGUUCGUCACAACUACGAUGGCACUUUGUCUUCAUACACCACCACUCCAUUCGGUUACACUUCUCCCAUCUCUAGCCGUUAUGUAGCUGGUGCUCCCGCUGCCUAUGCUGCUGCACCAGCAGCUUUUGCCGCUCCCUCUGCUUAUGCUGCCGCCCCUGCUGCUUAUGCCGCUCCCGCUGCUUAUGCUGGUUUUGCCGCUCCUGCUGCUUAUGCUGCUCCUGCGAAAUAUGUUGCUCCCGCUGGUGUUGCUACACCUUUUGCUGUAGCUUCUCCUUAUGCUGCUCCAUAUGCCGCUCAUUAUGCUGCUCCUUAUGGCGCUCAUUAUGCUGCUGGUUUUGCCGCUCCUCAUUUUGCUGCUGCCCCCGCUAAAGUAGUUGUUUAAAUUUAUUUAUGACAAAAUUUGUCUACUUAAUUUUUCAUUUGGUUUGUAAUUGUUAAUAAUGAAUA
Calliphora vicina (urban bluebottle blowfly) is the source of this 587-nucleotide messenger RNA. Its product is annotated as cuticle protein 12.5-like. The coding region runs from base 1 to 522 and encodes 173 amino acids. The transcript is spliced from 2 exons. Lineage: Eukaryota; Metazoa; Arthropoda; Insecta; Diptera; Calliphoridae. The record is from RefSeq and is a predicted model, not a curated record.